Messenger RNA from Priapulus caudatus, 1514 nucleotides. Its product is annotated as transmembrane emp24 domain-containing protein 2-like. NCBI's taxonomy places the organism in Eukaryota, Metazoa, Priapulida, Priapulimorpha, Priapulimorphida, Priapulidae. Bases 87 to 698 code for a protein of 203 amino acids. Gene Ontology annotation, biological process: intracellular protein transport; endoplasmic reticulum to Golgi vesicle-mediated transport; Golgi organization. Gene Ontology annotation, cellular component: COPII-coated ER to Golgi transport vesicle; Golgi apparatus; endoplasmic reticulum-Golgi intermediate compartment. The transcript is spliced from 4 exons. The record is from RefSeq and is a predicted model, not a curated record.
CUGCGAGCGUGUACUUGCGUGGCGUAAAUUUGUUGUUAGUUAGAGCUCAGAGUUAGAGUAUAGAUUUACUCGAAUUAUUAUUAAAAAUGAAUAUCUUAGAAACAUUACUGUUGUUGAUAGUAUCACUGCUAUGCAUUGCCUCAAUUGACUGCUACUUCAUCCACAUCGAUGCCAAAGGAGAGGAGUGUUUCUUUGAUAAAGUGAAGACAGGGACGAAAAUGGGUCUGACGUUUGAGGUGGCAGAAGGAGGCUUCCUGGAUAUAGACGUUAAAAUAACAGGACCGGAUGGAAAGGUAAUAUACACAGGAGAGCGAGAAUCCAAUGGCAAGUAUACCUUUGCGGCGCAUAUCGAUGGCACCUACGUUUACUGCUUUAGCAACGUAAUGUCGACCGUCACGCCAAAGAUUGUCAUGUUCUCGAUGGACGUUGAUGAGAAGAAAAUCAGCAGUGGAGAAGAUACAGGCGAACAGCACAAGAAGCUUGAGGACAUGGUGAACCAACUGUCCAGUUCUUUGGUCGGUGUCAAACAUGAGCAAGAGUACAUGGAAAUCCGAGAUCGCAUUCAUAGAUCCAUCAAUGAGAACACAAACUCCAGGGUUGUUUUAUGGUCGUUCUUCGAGGCUCUGGUGUUGGUGACGAUGACAGUUGGGCAGGUUUACUAUCUGAAGAGAUUCUUUGAGGUCCGAAGAGUCGUCUAAAGACUAGAUGUCAUACUACGUUAGCAAAACGACCUUGCGAUCUGAUGUCAGACAGCUAGAAGCCUCUUUCAGCAAUUCAAUGUCAUCAUGAGUUUCGUUCACCAGAUGGCAGCAGCAUAAGGGAUUGCUUAGCAUAUGGUAACCUUGGGCCUUGUGACUUCAGCUUUCUGCUAUUAGUUUAUCUCGUUUCCAACGGUCUUUUUGUUUAUGAUAAUAAGGUUAUGGUGCUGCCAUCUGAUGGAGUGCAUUUUACAUGUUCAUGUGUGUGGCUGGUGGGUGGGGUGCAUAUGUAAAGAUUUUGUAUUUGCACAUGAAUUUUUAAGGGGCGUUGUGAAAUGUGUGGUGCGUGUGUGUUAGUCUCAUCUUCUCAUUGUUAUCAUUUCACUUCAUUAUAUUUAAUGGUAAUUACUAAAUAUACACUUGUCUAUGAAAUUUUGGCAGUAAGUUGGUACACUAUAGAUCUUGUAGAUAAUUUUUUACUAUUACAGAUUGCAGUUGUUGGGAUUAAAAUGUGUACAUCUUUGUAAGUUAGAAAUAAAUGUUGGUAAACCAAGCUAUGUCAUCUGUCACAUUUCUAAUGAGGCUUAUCUUCUAUAAUGAAACAUUCUUAUUUCUUGGAGAUUAAGUGAAAAACUGAACUAAUGGUAUUUCAUAUUUGAUGACCAAUACAACUGCCAUACUGUACUUUUGUGGUUAGUUCUUUCUCUGCUUUUGAUAAAAAAAAAUCUCAUUAAUAUAUGUUUUAAAAAGUACGGCUUUGGCAAACAUGUAUUUGGAUCUAAUUAUGAAUUAAUAAAACCUACUUUGUUCAUAAUA